AUUUAACGGUGCAACCUGUUCAUCAUCAAUUUUGGGAACCAACGAUAUACCAACUCUAAAAGUUGACCUACCGGACUAUGUGAACUGAGGGAUGGUGUCGGAUGUUCCUUUCUGAGGCACCUUAUUGGUCGAAGCCUCCAAGGCAUGGACACUGGACUUCCCAGAGAACUCUCUCCAUCAACGUGAUCAGCGACGGUAUCACAAGACUGCCAGUAUUAGAAGGAGAAGUAAGCCAUAUAGAGAUUCCACGAUUUUCUCCAAGUCUAGGCAUCACCAUAGUAGGAGGCUCGGACACCGCUCUUAGGUGUAUAGUCGUCCAGGAGGUUUUCCCAGAUGGUCUGGUGGCUCAAGAUGGGCGUCUCAAGCCUGGAGAUCAGCUGGUUGAGAUCAAUGGAGUUGACAUGAGCACAAUCUCCCAUCAUCAGGCAAUACAAUAUCAAUAGACUGACGAAACUUGGUCUUUCGAAAUAUGAUUACGUCGUUGG
Messenger RNA from Macrosteles quadrilineatus (aster leafhopper), 485 nucleotides. Its product is annotated as ligand of Numb protein X 2-like. The record is from RefSeq and is a predicted model, not a curated record. Bases 102 to 443 code for a protein of 113 amino acids. The transcript is spliced from 4 exons. Gene Ontology annotation, molecular function: protein binding. Lineage: Eukaryota; Metazoa; Arthropoda; Insecta; Hemiptera; Cicadellidae.